This is a messenger RNA of Malaclemys terrapin pileata, 3075 nucleotides long. RefSeq names its product C-type lectin domain family 2 member B-like. NCBI's taxonomy places the organism in Eukaryota, Metazoa, Chordata, Testudines, Emydidae. Bases 4 to 798 code for a protein of 264 amino acids. The transcript has 6 exons. The record is from RefSeq and is a predicted model, not a curated record.
CAGAUGGCGGCGGAGCUGCGGACGCCUGAGCAAGGACCGAAGCCCUGGGAAAGAUCGGUCCUGGACUCGGGUUACGGCUCCAGCAUCCACCAGCGUUCGCAGCGCCCGCUGGACUCGCCUGAGGCGGGCGAGGUUGUGGUGGAAAAGUUCUCGCUCUCCGGAGCCGAGUGCGAGUCGGGCCCCAAUAGCCCCGAAGCGGCCGCCUCGGACUCGGGCCGCAGUGGACACGUAGUUACGUCCGGCUGCAGCCUCCUGGCGAAGGAUGAGGAGCCUGGAGUGCGGGUGGCUUCACCGGAACAGCGUAGCGCGGCUGGUGCCUGUCCGCCGGUGACACGUUGCGGUCAGUGCUCCAACAUCGUCUGGAAAGUAAUAACUGGUGUACUGGCUGUGGUUAUUUUGGUGUUGCUUCUGACAGGAACUCUCUCUCCAAAGGUCAGGCAGUGUCCGGAAGACUGGAUAGGUUUUGGAGGGAACUGUUAUUACUUUUCCACUGAUACAAAGAGCUGGGAUGACAGUAAGGAGUACUGCGCCUCACAUGGCGCAACACUUCCUGUGAUAAAAGAGAAACUGCAACUGGAGAACAUCAAACGCUUGAGACAGAACCAUUACUACUGGAUUGGGCUAAGAAAGGAAGCAGCAGGAUGGCAGUGGGACGAUGGAUCUCUAUUUACUAAUGAUGUCAUCCAAUUGGAAAAUGAAGACGCAAAGCUGAAGUGUUCCUUCCUAAACAGUGACAAAAUUGUUACUGUAGAUUGCACAUCUUCAAGACGCUGGAUCUGUGUCAAAGAGUCCAAAUGAGUCGUCUUCAUCUCCAGUGAAGUUAGUAGUGCAAGAUUUCUGGGUUAUUUGCCAGACACACUUCGGAAGCCAUGAUCAUGCUCCUCUGACAAGCUGGAAAAUCAGUCUUAAAUCUGAAAAGCCUACAACUCUAAUUUGCCUAAAAUCCCAAAUUGCACAUUAAGGCCACCUGAAAAUAGAUGUAGUAAGGUGUUGAGGACCUCAUAUUCCACUGAAGGUACCUGGCAGUAUUAGACACUUCUAAACAGUUGGAUACUUGAAGUUUGUAUAUUGUAGUGUACAUGAUCUAGUUUAAAAAAAGUUACAAGUUUUUCAAUGUAUUAAUUAUUUUUAAUUCAGAAUAUGAAGCGUCUUUCAGAACAGGGAUCGACAAAUGGAAUUAUUUUAAUCAAAGAUUAUCAGUCAGAUUAAUACAGGAAAAGACACAUUUUACCACCUCCUAUACUACACGAUAGAUAAGCCUAAAGGGAGUUCUAAUCUGGUCAUAAUUAAUAACAUCUGUGACAACUGACAGCUCUUAAUGAGUUAAACAUCUUUUAUUGGGUCCUUAAUUUCAGUCAUUACAAAAAACAUUUGCUAUAACAAGUACCUCUUAUUAAUCACAGAACGUAAUUAGAGUGUAGGCAUCCCUUAUCAGUCACCCAGUCUUAUUUGUAACAUACUUUUGUAGACACUUAUUAGUUUGAGGGGUCUUUUCCUUAGACAUUUAGAUUCCCACAAGCUUGGAGACACCAGCAAUAAUGAGAUACAGCCCAAUACUCAAUCACUGGAAAUUCCUGAACACAAGUCAUUCACAGGCUAAGCACCAAUAGUCUUUGCUAAAUCCCAGAGUAUCUUUGAAUUCUAAUAUAAAAGAUUCUGGGGGAAUAGUUAAUAUGGAAAUGAAUUAAUAUACAAGAAAAAGAGGACUAAAAAGAUUAAUAUUUACCAACAAGUAGUUGUAUAUAAAACUCAGCUAUACAAUGUCUUUGUAUAUAUAUUUUUUGUCUGUCUAUGUCUUGUGUCUCUUGCUCUCUGUAUAUGUUUUAUCAUAACUGAGAAAUUAACACAAAUAUCUUCUGCAAUUUUUCUGAUCCUAUUCAUGCUUUCUUGGAGGGCAUGUGUGACGCUCUGUACCUCGGGGGAACACCCUAAACCCCCGUGUUCAUCUUUAUAAAAUGAUUGUGCAGUAUCCAAUGCAAAGUUUGUCAUGUUGGGUAUCUUCAGAAGGCUCAUGAUGCACUGAGCAUGGUUGUUAUAGUAAUUGUUGCAGUAAUGUUACAUGAAAUUAUAACCUACAUGUAGUUAUGAGGCUGAAAAUGUAUUUCAUGUGUACUACCAAUGUAUGGUUCUUCCAUUCGGCCUGCCAGCAGCCCUGCGAAUGUUUACAAAGUGCAUGGCGGCCAUAGCAGGUUCAGGUUUACCCUUAUUUCAUGACUAGUUGGUCAGGGGCCGGACAGGGCUCAAGAGGAGUCCAGCCAGGGGUGAAAAUAACUUAAAGGACUCACCAGUACACUGGAGUCCUGAGCAGGGGACGGGGCCUCAAACGGAAGAGGCGGGCCCUUUAAAUCGAGUUUUCUGGCUGCGAUAGUGGGGGCUGGGAGCCCCAGGCCCUUUAAAUCACUACCAGAGCGGUAGCGGCUGGGAACCCUGGGGCUCUGGCGGUGAUUUAAAGGGCCCUGGGCUCUGCUGGGGUAGUGGCAGCCUGGGCCCUUUAAAUUGUCACCAGAGCCUUGCUGCCAGAGCCCCGGAGUAGUGGCAGUGGCUGGGAGCCCUAGGGCUCUGACAGCGAUUUAAAGGGCCAGGAACUCCUCUACGGUAGCAGUGGCUGGGAGCCCCGAGCCCUUUAAAUCACCGCCAGAGCCCCAGGGCUCCCAGCUGCCACCGCUACCCCGGGGCUCCAGCAGCAGGGCUCUGGCCACUGCCAGGAGCCCCAAGCCUUUUAAAUAGCUGGCCUGGGGAAGCUGCCCCCUGCCGGUACGGUUGGUGGUAUACUUGCUCUUGCUGGUACAUGUCACAGAGGAAGAGCACGGCUUGUACCCUGCCGGUCAGUGCAGUGCUUUCUACCCCCAAGGAUACCUGAAAAAAACUGGAACAAAGGACAGUAAUUACAGGGAGUGUGAUUGAUUGCUGGACCCAGACUAGAAGGAGGCUGGUCUGUAAAAGGAAGCUUACUGGAAUUCCUCUAAGGAUGAGGUUUUAUCUGGAUUCAGUUUUCUUAGACAUAGACUUGCGUAUUUUAUUUUAUUUUACUUGGUAAUUCACUUUGUUCUGUCUGCUAUUACUUGGAACCACUUA